Molecule: messenger RNA, 3411 nt
Organism: Falco peregrinus (peregrine falcon)
Lineage: Eukaryota; Metazoa; Chordata; Aves; Falconiformes; Falconidae
Gene: PDE6H
Product: phosphodiesterase 6H
Exons: 4
Coding region: 293-550 (85 amino acids)
Biological process (GO): visual perception; positive regulation of epidermal growth factor receptor signaling pathway; positive regulation of G protein-coupled receptor signaling pathway
Cellular component (GO): photoreceptor outer segment membrane
Molecular function (GO): cGMP binding; 3',5'-cyclic-nucleotide phosphodiesterase activity
Source: RefSeq, a predicted model, not a curated record
AGAGAAGGGAGCAGAGGAAGUGCAUGGAAGAAGAUCUUGUUCCUCAGCAGUCUUUGCACCCACAGCCAUCAGCUCUCACCCGGGAGCUGCAUCCCAGUGCUGGCACAGCAGAAGAGCUCUAGCAGCCCGGGAAGCACUGGGAGGAGGCAGCAUAGCAUUUACAGAGAUCUAGAGGAGCCUCAGUCUCGUCAAACAUUUGUCAAGCCAUCUGCUGUGGUAUCAAGGACUAUCCAAGUACCCAGACAGAGGGAUCUGAGAGAGGUGUGCGCCUGCCACACACAGCAGCCCAGCGAUGAGUGAGAACCCAGCCACCACCCUCAACACUGGAGAUGCUCCAACUGGUCCCACUACACCUCGCAAGGGGCCUCCCAAGUUCAAGCAGAGACAGACAAGGCAGUUCAAGAGCAAGCCCCCUAAAAAAGGAGUAAGAGGGUUUGGAGAUGACAUCCCAGGCAUGGAGGGACUGGGCACAGAUAUCACAGUGAUUUGCCCAUGGGAAGCUUUCAGCCAUCUGGAACUGCAUGAGCUGGCCCAGUUUGGAAUCAUCUAAGGCCCCAGCAUCUCUACUGGUGUCACCUGGUGACUCCACAGAUCCCAGCAUGGUCUUCAUCACCUUUGACACUUAUUUUUGGCCCUUACAUCCACUUGCUCAUGGGCAGCGUGGUUUUGUAAGAGCUAGUUAUGACAAAGUCCUGUGCAGAUUAAUUUGGCAAAGAAGUUAUGCAGGUCCCUGAGAAGACCUCAUGCUCCCUGUGAUGAAACUACUGAAAAAUGUCUUAAUGCCUCCCUGCACCAUAUUCUGUCUCUUCCCACUGUCAUAGAUCCUCAUGUUUAUGGAGAUACAGGGAGGCUGUAUUUGAACUUUCCUUCUGAUUAGCUGAGAUACUGUGUGCAUGUAUGUCCAGACCUCAUUAUAUCAAGCCCAUUCUUUUUCUUCCUUCCUUCCCUGACAGUUUUCUGUAUAGGAUUUCCAUGAGUAUGUCCCCACAUUAUCUGGGCCACCAAUUAUUUGCUGAGUAUAUCUGUAGGGAACAGCAUUAGUCACCAGUCCAGACAUCAGGCUAUUUUUCCAUAAGAGGCCCUUCCCCAGGGUUCACCAGAAGGAAUCUGCUGCUAAGAUUGACCUCAUCAGCUAAAUGAGGAAAAGGGCUUGCAAACGUUGUCUCUGCUGUACUGCCUACAAGCUAUGAGCCAUGAGACUCUGCCUAUUCUAAUAAUGUUAAAAAAAAUGUGUAUGUCUGAGAUCAAUAGCUAAACAAAUCAAUCCUACUACUCAUUCCUUUGUUGAUGGAGUUCCAAAGAAGCAGCACUCCAAAUAACACGGUUCCCUCUGCUUUGAUGGGACACCCCUGUGUAACACCGUCCCUGUGCCCAUACAUACUUACAUGAGGCAUUUGCUCCCCAGGACAUGUUUGCUGCCAGUUAGGCAGACAAUCAUUACCAUCCGUUACCAGACAGUGCCAGUAGUCCUGCCUCUUUUAGCAGAAGACAGUAUUGCAUUAGUUGCUCUUUCUUCCCUGUAUUUAGCAUGGGGCAAGCCCCCCUUCACACACACCCCGCCGUCAGCAGGAAGGUUUUUCUCUCUUCAUCCUCUGGCAACUUCAAGCUCUGGAGCUUGCCUGGACAAGCAGGCAAAUGGUGGCUCCCCAGAGAGUGAUAACAGCAGAGCAGGUGGGGAGGCAGGGGGAGGUUGUGAUGCAUAUGCAGGCAAGCACAGAGCUAAUCCACUUAACCGUAUCGAUUUGUAUCUCCUGGUCUCUGGCAGUCUGAGUGCUGGUGAGUGGUGAGGCACUCAUAACCACUUAAACGCUUGGGGAAGGCACCGACAUUCUCUGAUGCCCUGGCAUUAAGGAAGGGGGUUUGUUUUGUUUGGAGGAAGUAAACAAGCUUUGUUGUAGCUACAUUAUAUACAUAAAAGCAGGUGGUAUUUCUAAUCAUUGCCUUCAGUUUGAUGAGCCUCAUUGCAUAAGAACUCCCUCUCCCCAGUUUAUCUUUCCUACGCUGAACGUGUUCAUGGGAGCAAGGAGUGGUGGUGCAGAGGAGAGCAAAUCCUGCCUAAAAGACCAAUCUCCACACAUAAAGCAUUGCUAUAAAUCCAUGGUUGUGCUAUAGUUAUCCGCUACUGGUAUUCCAGAAAUAAAAGCUAGCAGUUUUCAUUUAAAAUACAGCUUGAGCACAAAAAGCUAAAGGAAAUUGCUGUUGGCAGUCCAGAGUACAGCUUUUAUUAUUCAGCACUCCUACCAUUAGAAACAGCAGUAAACCAACGAGCGGUUCAGAACCGCAACACAACCACAGCACAGGAGUCAUGUACGAUUUAGCUAAUUGCAGCCCAAAGCUGUUUCCUUGGGCAGAGGCAGUCUGUCCUUUCCACUUAGCACCAAUUUCUCCCACCUUUCUCACCUUUUAAGGCUUUUCUUCUUUCCCUAAGUGUUAUGUAAAUUACAUUUUAUUUACCUUUUACUGUAGGGGACUGAUUUAAUUUUUUUUUUCAAGCUUAUAUGCUAGCCCUCUCCUCCUGUGGUUAAAUGUGAAUGUUCCUAUGCCAAUGCUCUUGUGCUUUCCCUCACAUUACACCAUCCUGUAGCAUGUGAUCCUUAUUCCUCCUUCUCAGUCUAUCCUCUUCUACCUGGGGAAAGACCCACUGCAUCCAGUUCUGAAUUCUGCAAGCUGGUUGCCUGUAUCAUGAUUGAGUUUUCCUUUUUUUAAGCUCUUUUAAGAAGGAGAACAACAAGAGGAGAACCUUUGAAUUAGUUCUUUUGCUCCCUUUUCAAGUCAGGCCUUGGGAAAGCAGUUCAAAGAUAGUGAGAUCCUCUGUCAGAAAAUACUGGGGUAAAAGCAAAUUUCUCUGUAGUCCAGGGACUGAAGCAUUUCAGCAAAUGGGAGAGUCCUGGUGUAGUUCCACAUCUGAUUGCCAUAACCCCAGCCCCCAUCAGAGAAGUACUCCAUUCUUCUUCCUAGAAGAGUCCAACAGGAAUGCACACAUACCCCAGCUCUCGUGCCUGGCUGAUAUGCUGUAUCAGAAGAUGCUUUCAGUCAACACAGUUUGUUAAUUAUUUUUAAAAUAAUUUCUAUUCAUUAAUAAGAAUCACAUUCAUUCCUUUACUUGUAUGGAAUUUUGAGACUUAGGAAUCCUAAAACAUCCUCACAGUUAUUUUGUCUGAUGUUCUGAGUCUUUUCCAAUGAGCUAUAACCCCUGAAACUUCCAUUUUUCAAAGUGAGAGACGGCUAUGGUGCAAGAAAGCACAAAUGUGUUAAAGUAGCUUGUUGAAGGACUUCAGUCUAUAUACAUUGUAAUAUGUUAUUCUUUGUUCUUUUACUAUGAAAACAAGUCAAAAGUAAUAAAAAUUUUAAAAAAAGUUUUAAAAUUCUAGGAAUGUAGUCUGACUUGCUUACAAAAUGUAUCUGGAGAAA